Messenger RNA from Doryrhamphus excisus (bluestripe pipefish), 1396 nucleotides. RefSeq names its product ADP-ribosylation factor-like 5A (gene arl5a). Gene Ontology annotation, molecular function: GTP binding; GTPase activity. The record is from RefSeq and is a predicted model, not a curated record. Lineage: Eukaryota; Metazoa; Chordata; Actinopteri; Syngnathiformes; Syngnathidae.
GCAGUGAGUGACAGCUAAAGCGUUCUAGCGCAGUGCUGCUCAGCUGACACUUGCUAACGUUAGCCACACAGUGCUAGCAUCACAGAGACAUUCUCUAAACGAAUAAAACACACCGUCGUACUUAAUUUGGUCCCCAACAUCACGGACACAGUCAGGACCGGUUUGGAUAUACACAUGUGGUCGGGCAUGGCGGGUGCGUUUAAAAGCGUUGCCAGAUCCUCGAUUUUUGUAGCUAGCUAGCUAGCUGGCUAACCACCGCUGGUUAGCAAUCCAGGCUUCCGAAGGGACGUUCCACCGGCUCCUCGUCGCCUCGCAUCCAGCCAUGGGAAUACUUUUCACCAAGCUAUGGAGGCUUUUUAAUCACCAGGAGCACAAAGUCAUCAUUGUGGGUCUGGACAAUGCAGGCAAGACCACAAUUCUUUACCAAUUUUCAAUGAACGAGGUGGUCCACACGUCGCCCACUAUCGGGAGCAACGUGGAGGAGAUUGUGGUCAACAACACGCACUUCCUGAUGUGGGACAUCGGGGGCCAGGAGUCGCUGCGGUCCUCGUGGAACACGUACUACACCAACACGGAGUUUGUCAUCGUGGUGGUGGACAGCACAGACAGAGAGAGAAUCUCCGUCACCAAAGAAGAGCUGUACAGGAUGCUGGCACAUGAAGACCUGAGGAAGGCGGGCCUUCUCAUUUUCGCCAACAAGCAGGACGUGAAAGGCUGCAUGUCGGUGGCCGAGAUCUCCCAGAACCUGCAGCUGACCUCUGUCAAAGACCACCAGUGGCACAUCCAGGCCUGCUGCGCCCUCACCGGCGAGGGUUUGUGUCAGGGUCUGGAGUGGAUGAUGUCACGGCUGCGUGUCAGAUGAUGACCUGCGGGGUCCUUGCUCCGGCGCCCUUCCUGAGACAUGAUGAUGAUGAUGAUGAUGAGCAGGAGGACUUGCAGUUAGGUCGGUCUUUUUUUUUUUUUUAAGGACGACCCUCUAUCCUGUGAGGCCAGGACCCUUCUUUGUCUCCUGUGAUAAUUUAUUGGACAAAGAACUUGAACCAGAACUGUGACCUUCAUGACCUUCAUGACGGGGUCACAUUAUUUAAAGAGAACUUUUUGCACGCUUUUCCUUUCAACAAAAAGACAUACUAGGUCCUGAUGUGCUCUUCACCACCCCCCGUGGCCUUGCAGUAUUACCGCACCGGCUGCAGACGACGACGAUGAUGAUGAUGAUGAUGAUGAUGUGUGUGCGGUCCAGUAUUGUUUUAACUCGGUGCCUGCAGCAGCGUGGUGACAAGACGCUUGGUGGAGGCUGAAACCAGUGACAGGGAGCUUUGGUGUUUGGGUGGAAUCACUGUGUGCCCCCCCUCGUUUCAGCCCCUGUACAUAACCAAUUAAAUUGUUUUUAUCUGAC